Molecule: messenger RNA, 2364 nt
Organism: Piliocolobus tephrosceles (Ugandan red Colobus)
Lineage: Eukaryota; Metazoa; Chordata; Mammalia; Primates; Cercopithecidae
Gene: MAP6
Product: microtubule associated protein 6
Exons: 4
Coding region: 1-2364 (787 amino acids)
Biological process (GO): dendrite morphogenesis; cytoskeleton-dependent intracellular transport; microtubule cytoskeleton organization
Cellular component (GO): microtubule; dendrite; axon
Molecular function (GO): microtubule binding; calmodulin binding
Source: RefSeq, a predicted model, not a curated record
AUGGCGUGGCCGUGCAUCACGAGGGCCUGCUGCAUCGCCCGCUUCUGGAACCAGUUGGACAAAGCGGACAUAGCGGUGCCGCUGGUUUUCACCAAGUACUCGGAGGCCACCGAGCACCCGGGCGCCCCGCCGCAGCCACCGCCGCCGCAGCAGCAGCAGGCGCAGCCGGCGCUCGCGCCCCCCUCGGCGCGCGCGGUUGCCAUAGAGACGCAGCCAGCCCAGGGCGAGUUGGAUGCAGUUGCCCGGGCAACGGGGCCAGCGCCUGGGCCUAGCGGUGAGCGUGAACCGGCGGCUGGCCCCGGCCGGGGCGGGCCGGGUCCGGGCUUGGGCUCCGGCUCCACCUCCGGCCCCGCGGACUCGGUGAUGCGGCAGGACUACCGCGCCUGGAAGGUGCAGCGGCCCGAGCCCAGCUGCCGGCCGCGCAGCGAGUACCAGCCCUCCGACGCGCCCUUCGAGCGCGAGACCCAGUACCAGAAGGACUUCCGCGCCUGGCCACUGCCGCGCCGCGGAGACCACCCGUGGAUCCCCAAGCCCGUGCAGAUCCCCGCGGCCUCCCAGGCGUCGGCGCCCAUCCUCGGGGCGCCCAAGCGCCGGCCGCAGAGCCAGGAGCGCUGGCCAGUGCAGGCCGCCGCUGAGGCCCGGGAGCAGGAGCCGGCCCCCGGCGGAGCGGGCGGCCUGGCGGCCGGAAAGGCGUCCGGGGCGGACGAGCGCGACACGCGCAGGAAGGCCGGGCCUGCCUGGAUGGUGCGCCGCGCCGAGGGCCUGGGGCACGAGCAGACGUCGCUGCCCGCCGCCCAGACCCAGGUCCAGGCCACCGGCCCCGAGGUUGGCAGGGGGCGCGCCGCGGCAGAUGCCCUCAACCGGCAAAUCCGCGAGGAGGUGGCGAGUGCAGUGAGCAGCUCCUACAGGAAUGAAUUCAGGGCAUGGACGGACAUCAAGCCUGUGAAACCAAUAAAGGCCAAGCCCCAGUACAAGCCCCCAGAUGAUAAGAUGGUUCAUGAGACCAGCUACAGUGCUCAGUUCAAAGGAGAGGCCAGCAAGCCAACAGCAGCUGACAAUAAGGUCAUUGAUCGCAGAAGAAUACGCAGCCUCUACAGUGAACCCUUCAAGGAACCCCCAAAGGUGGAGAAACCUAGUGUUCAGAGUUCCAAACCAAAAAAGACCUCAGCGAGCCAUAAGCCCACGAGGAAGGCCAAAGACAAGCAGGCGGUGUCAGGCCAGGCUGCCAAGAAAAAGAGCGCGGAGGGCCCGAGUACCACCAAGCCAGACGACAAGGAGCAAAGCAAAGAGAUGAACAAUAAACUGGCUGAGGCGAAAGAGAGCCUGGCUCAACCCGUCAGUGAUUCAAGUAAGAAUCAAGGUCCUGUAGCCACAGAGCCAGAGAAGGAUCAAGGUUCUGUGGUCCCAGGCCUUCUGAAAGGUCAAGGUCCUAUGGUCCAAGAGCCUCUGAAGAAGCAAGGUUCUGUGGUCCCAGGUCCUCCAAAGGAUCUAGGUCCCAUGAUCCUGUUACCAGUCAAGGAUCAAGAUCACAUGGUCCCUGAGCCUUUAAAGAAUGAAAGCCCUGUUAUCUCAGCACCAGUCAAGGACCAAGGUCCCUCGGUCCCAGUUCCUCCAAAGAAUGAAAGUCCUAUGAUUCCAGCAAGAGCUAAGGAUCAAGGUUCUGUGGUACCAGAGUCUCCAAAGGAUCAAGGUCCUAGGAUUCCUGAGCCUGUGAAGAAUCAAGCUCCUAUGGUCCCAGCACCUGUCAAGGAUGAAGGUCCCAUGGUCUCAGCAUCUGUCAAGGAUGAAGGUCCCAUGGUCUCAGCACCUGUCAAGGAUCAAGGUCCCAUGGUCCCAGAGCAUCCGAAGGAUGAAAGUGCCAUGGCCACAGCGCCCAUAAAGAAUCAAGGUUCCAUGGUCUCUGAGCCUGUAAAGAAUCAUGGUUUAGUGAUCUCAGGGCCAGUCAGUGAUUCAGGGCCAGUCAAGGAUCAAGAUGUUGUAGUCCCAGAGCAUCCAAAGGUUCACGAUUCUGCAGUUGUGGCACCUGUAAAGAAUCAAGGUCCUGUGGCCCCUGAGUCUGUGAAGAAUCAAGACCCCAUUCUCCCAGUACUAGUGAAGGCUCAAGGCCCCAUGGUCCUGCAGCCUCCAAAGAAUCAAGGUCCUAUAGUCCCUGAACCUCCGAAGAAUAAAGUUCCUGUAAUCCCGGUGCCUCUGAAGGAUCAAGAUUCUCUGGUGCCAGCACCAGCAAAGGACCAAGGUCCUGCAGUCCCUGAACCUCUGAAGACUCAAGGUCCCAGGGACCCUCAGCUACCUACUGUCUCACCUCUACCCCGAGUCAUGAUCCCAACUGCCCCCCAUACGGAAUACAUUGAGAGCUCCCCUUGA